AUGAGUGCAAUGAAAAGUGCUGUAUUAAUACUCGGCGGUGCCUUCAAUCCAGUCCAUACUCAGCAUAUAGCUUUAUUUGAUCUCGUUAAACAAGAAUUAGAAGCAACUGGCGAAUGGCAAGUGAUUGGUGGAUAUUUAGCUGUUGCACCAGAUAAUUAUGUGCUACAUAAGUUACAUUCGCGAAAUGAACGAACCAUUAAACUUGAGCAUCGUUUAGCGCUGGUUAGAGAAGCGAUGGAAAACGUUCCGUGGUUGAGAAAUAGCCCGUUUCAAGACGAAAUGCUCAAACAACAUGAUGGUUCAGCGACGGGACUGGGCCAGCGAUUGAAAAAGCUUCUAAACAAUCCGAACGUAGAAGUUUUGAUACUUGUCGGUGGUGAUCGAAUGCUAAAACGAGGUGAACCUAUCUGGCGACGAGCUUCAGCUAAAACGCCGGUUAAACAUAUCGGUGUCGGUCGAAUUAUGGAUGAACACAUCAAUCUGCUCGAACUUUGGCAAGCUGAUCUCGAGAAGAAUCUUGUUCCCCACCGUCAAGAAUAUAUCAUCUUGAAUAUUCCUCUUCGAUCCGUUAGUUCGUCAUUAGUUCGCACCCAUCUUCAACAGUGGUUCAAUGCCAGUAAGGAUAUUGAAAAACAAAACGAAAUCGAACACGAUCUAGUUCAUUCGAAUAUGUACCUUGAUUUUAAUGUAAUGAAUUAUAUAAAAACCCAUCACAAUGAUUUAUAUAUUGAUGUGUAA
Messenger RNA from Adineta ricciae, 738 nucleotides. The record is from the annotation of a GenBank genome assembly. Lineage: Eukaryota; Metazoa; Rotifera; Eurotatoria; Adinetida; Adinetidae.